AUGUCCUCCUCUCCAAAUUCUGUCCCCGAGACUCCGCGAGUCAUAUCUCCCUCGCCCUCGCUAUCCGAAAGAACCGAGGCACGUGAUGGUUAUUUUGCGCCGACAACGAGGUCAGCAUCGCGACGACAGAACUUGUCUGGGGCCACAGAGGAAGUUUCUGGUCCAGAAAGGUCGAAUAGCCCGCCUGGUUGGACGCCCUCGACGUCGCGCAACCGUCGACCAAAACGGCGGUCCAACCCAAAGAUGCCAGCCUCGCCCCCGGCCAACGGCAAAUCCUCGAACGGCUUCCUUUCGCCAAACCUUCCAGACGCUUUGCACGAUAUUUCACGCUCCCCAUCGCCCCUCGGCCUAAUUCCCUUACACACGCGGUAUCGCAGUUUCAUUCACCGCCAUGAAAUUCCUCGAAAGCUCCUGCACGUCUCGAUCGGUUUUGUGACACUCCACCUCUACAGCCGCGGUGUUCAAACAACACAAAUCACACCAGUGCUCUUCUCUGCGCUUGUUCCUAUUGCAGCCACGGACAUCUUGCGCCACCGCUCGGAGAAGGUCAACAAGCUUUAUAUUCGGUGCAUGGGUGCGCUUAUGCGAGAGACCGAGGUCUCUGGAUACAAUGGUGUAAUCUGGUAUCUUCUCGGCGCGUACGUCGUCCUGCGGUUCUUCCCUAAGGACGUCGGGGUCAUGGGUGUGCUUCUUCUGAGCUGGUGUGAUACCGCUGCAUCCACAUUUGGCCGUCUCUAUGGCCGCUACACACCGCAUCUGCGGCCAGGAAAGAGUCUGGCUGGGACCACGGCCGCUUGGUUUGUUAGUGUCGUCACGGCGGCAGCAUUCUGGGGCUGGUUUGUUCCCUAUUUCGGUAGCUUCCCGAACGAUCCCCAGGAUGCGUUCAUGUUUACCGGCCGCUUGAACUUGCUCCCAGACUGUGUCCGGGGCCUUUUGGGGUGGGAAACUGGUGUCACUUCCACUACAAUCACUGGUCCCCUGGCCCUGGGAGUGAUGAGCGUUGUCUCCGGCAUUGUGGCCGCCGGCAGCGAGUUCAUCGACCUGUGGGGUUGGGAUGAUAACCUGACGAUUCCUGUCCUCAGUGGACUCGGUCUCUGGGGUUUCCUGAAAGUUUUCGGCUAA
Messenger RNA from Penicillium subrubescens, 1122 nucleotides. RefSeq names its product diacylglycerol/polyprenol kinase family protein. Bases 1 to 1122 code for a protein of 373 amino acids. Lineage: Eukaryota; Fungi; Ascomycota; Eurotiomycetes; Eurotiales; Aspergillaceae. Gene Ontology annotation, cellular component: endoplasmic reticulum membrane. Gene Ontology annotation, biological process: phosphatidic acid biosynthetic process. The record is from RefSeq and is a predicted model, not a curated record. Gene Ontology annotation, molecular function: ATP-dependent diacylglycerol kinase activity. The transcript has a single exon.